Messenger RNA from Staurois parvus, 335 nucleotides. Lineage: Eukaryota; Metazoa; Chordata; Amphibia; Anura; Ranidae. The record is from the annotation of a GenBank genome assembly.
AUCAGCUGUGUCCAAUCACAACUGAUCACAUCUGUAACGCUGACAGAGGAGAGGAGGGUCGGUAAUCGGCAUUCCUCGGAGGGGACGUGUGCACUGAUGAUCAGUGUGCCCUGAUGAUCAGUGUGGCCCCAGAAGUGCCACCUGUCAGUGUCCAUCAGUGCCAGCUGUCAGUGCUGAAAAGUGCCACGUGGCAGUGCCCAUCAGCGCCACAUCAAUGCCACAUAUCAGUGCCUGCCAGUGCACAUCAAUGCCACAUAUCAGUGCCCAUCUGAGCUGCCUUUCAGUGUCACCUAUCAGUGCCAGUCAGUGCCACCUAUCAGUGCUGCCAAUCAGUG